Messenger RNA from Odontomachus brunneus, 6548 nucleotides. RefSeq lists its product as uncharacterized. Gene Ontology annotation, biological process: protein desumoylation. The record is from RefSeq and is a predicted model, not a curated record. The transcript has 23 exons. The coding region runs from base 377 to 5254 and encodes 1625 amino acids. Gene Ontology annotation, cellular component: nucleus; cytoplasm. Gene Ontology annotation, molecular function: SUMO-specific endopeptidase activity. Lineage: Eukaryota; Metazoa; Arthropoda; Insecta; Hymenoptera; Formicidae.
ACGCGGCGCAGUGGCGUGACAUCUCCCGUGCAAUUCGCUCGUCGUCCGUCUGUUCGUCGUCGGCAGAAGCGCGAUUUGUACGGCUAAAUGGAUACGUAAAAUGGCGAAUUACAGUUGUUAUUUACUGGUGGAGCAAGUAACAAAGUAAAAGCGAGAAGUGGACAGACUAAGACGCACGGCCGUCACUUACACGAGUGGUAGUGCGCUUGCACAACACGGACGCAGGCAAUCGUUGUGUCGCACAAAUACUAAGUGCAUCCUUCUACAGAGAUGGUACUGAUGGAUUGGUCUAACUCAUUAUAUUAGCAGCAAUCCUAUCUUGAUCUUUAUUAAUUAAGAAAAGAUCAACUUUGCAAACGAUUAAGUCUUGAAUAAUAUGGCACAAUAUUAUAAUCUUGUGGCCAACGCCAAUACAAUCUGCGUAGACGGGCAACGAGUUCAGUUAGUUGUUGAGGAUGUUGAUGACAGCGGUUCACAACAGAUUUUAACUUAUACAGCUACACCACAAAACAGCGAGCAAGCAAGAUUUUCACCGCAAACUAUUAAUUUAGGAAAUCAAAUACCUACAACACGAUUGGAACAAGGGCCAAGCGUUUAUAUAAUCAAAACGAAUAGCAUAGCUGAAACCCAGGAAUUAUUGAAAUCUAAUACAGUGAGUUCACGUGUAGUUAGUGAAAAUAUUCCGAGCGUUGUCGACAAUACAGGUGCUAAAACAGAAAAUAAAACGGAAGGACGACAAAUACAAUGGAUAAAAGUCCAAGAUGCUAGUACUACCACGGCGACAAAACAAAAUACGUUGUUACAGGAAAAGAAUCAGACUAUUAUUGUAACAAAAAGUACAGCUCAGAAUAACAUCACACCAAUAUCUCCCAUAUAUGUAAAUUCUGGUUCACUUAAAUGUGGAUUAACAGACAGUAAAGUAUUGAGAAUCAUACAAAAUAAAAAUCGACAAUUGACAAACAGUGGACAAACGGCUGCAGCAUCUCAAACUCCAGAUGGCGUAAAUGUGAAACUAACUACCAUGGAAAAUCGACUUCAAAAUUCGAAUGUUGCAAGUUCUAAACCUGUGUCAUCUGUCUGUGGUAAAGCUGUUAAUCCAGUGGGACAGAAUGUACCAAUAAAAUCGAUUCGUGCUUCCAAUCCGAAUGCGUCACACAAUACAUCACACGUACGGCCAGUAGCUAUGGUUAUACCUGAGAUGUCAAAGACACCAUUGAAGGCACAGGGUCCGGAGAUGGUACAUUUAAGCGAACAGAUCAAGCAAGCCAAAAUAAAGCAAAUGCUAUUAAAGCAGCAGUUGCAAAGCGACCAGCAAAAGUUGCAACAAAAUAACGUACAACGAUUGCUUCCUAAUACUUUACAGACUUCUGUUCAAACUUCGUUAAGUUCGCUAAAAAAUUCGGCGCGUAGCUCAAUAACCCCAAAUACUACGCAACCAAAAGCGCGGCAAGCUUCACCCAGUCCGCAAGGACAACAAAUGCAAAAGCUACCUAUGGCAAUGUCUGUUUCUCCGACUAUACAUAAUACGCACAAUACUAUUCCUAUGGACAUUGAUACCCCAGAAUGUGUGCAGGAGAAAAGUUAUCCAACGGGACAACUUCACGGACAAAUUCCAAUGGUACCUCUUUCACCGCCUCUUUCAGUAGAACAUGACAACAGUUCGACCGAGAGCGUCGCUUAUCUCCAAAAAACUAUCAGUGAUCCAGAAAAUACUAUAGUCCAGCAUCAAAUUCAGGGGAAUACGGCGAAAAUGUUAGUAAUGUUGGCUACUGGAGAACAAAGAUUAAUUACGUUCGAUAUACCGAAUGAGGACUGUACUGUACACGAUUUAUUGGACCAGGUGAAAAUUACAUUUUCUGGCGAGACAUCUGUCUCUUUGGUAGAUGAUCCAACACUGGGUAUAAAUUAUAUAGUUGAAGCUGGUUAUGGAACAUAUGACACAUCGCAUGAUAGCAAUGAUCAUGUAGAUUGUAACUCUACUCAAGAGGUUGUAAGCUCCACUACGGAUUCUGAAAAUUCAUUCAAAAAUACAAAUGUCUCAGACGAGAACAGUAAUCCUUCGUUACCAAUUAAUGAGGAACCUAUUUUGGUCAAGGGACUACUUGCUUUGUGUCCACACUGUGGCUACAGUUCGCUUUACUUCCACCGAUGUGAACGAUGUAAUACAAAAUUUACUAAGAAAAUCAAGUCGAUACCUAAAGAAGGAUGGAAGCUGACCGGGCUGCCUGUCGAUAUGUUCUACAAAAAGAACAACGAACGAAAUACUACUAAAUUGGAAAGAAUAGAACGAGACGGUUCUACAUGCAAGCGCACCAAAGGAAAGGGUAAAGCUGCAGCUUCAAAACCAAAGGUUAUUAAUAAAGAGCCAGAAUGUUUAACAAUAUCAUCUGAUGAGGAAGAAGAGGGCAAAACUAAAAAGAUUGGCACCAAUAGCAAUGCAAUGCUCGGCAAUGCAAGCAACGUUUUUGACGAAGACGUAGAUACCAUUUUAGACAAAGAACCCAUUAUUACAAAUACUUCUGUUUUUAACCCGUCAUGUUGCGAUGAUGAUAUGAAUAGCGAAGAAAGUAGAGAAUGUAAUAAUCACAAAUUUAUAGAUAAGGCGCCAUUCCCACUCACUGCUCUACAAUGUCGAACUGUCAGAAUAGGAUCUUAUAAAUAUAUUCCACGGGAAAGGGUAGUAAUAUCCCGAAAUGGUGUAAAAUUUGGAGUACCUUUAUUAGAAGACGAUCAAAAUUUUGUUACGUUUAAUGUGGAAUAUAAUCAGAUAAUUAAGGUGCUGAUUCAUUUUGGGAAAACAAUGCCGGUAUUAUUUUUCUAUACGUCUACGAGUACGGGAGCCAUGAUACGUGAAUUAUUGGGAAUGCAAGAUCCGAAGGGCCCAUAUUACGAUCCUGCCGGAAGAGAUCACACUCACAAACGUAUAACGUUAUUGCCAGAGGAGUUAACGAAUGACUCGAAAAUCAAGUUAAAAAAUAUAUUCUCACCUAGGGGCAAGAUGGAGGAGUUGAAUCCUAAAGAAGCAAAUGAUAUUCUUCUGCGAGCAUCACCUAAGGAUAACCAACAGAUUACUAGUAUUAUGCGACGACAGAGCCAAAGUUCGUUGCUAAAUGUUGUCAGUGACAAUGGUAGCAUACAAACAAUAACUGUGUAUCCACCGCCACCUGCAAAAGGCGGUAUAGCCAUCAACACUGAAGAUUACUUGUGCCUCGCUGAGGAUCAGUUUUUAAACGAUGUGAUUAUAGAUUUUUAUUUAAAGUAUUUGACUUUCGAGAUACUGUCAGAAUCUGAUCAACAUAGGACUCAUGUGUUCAGUUCGUACUUUUAUAAACGUUUAACCAGCCCACAUGCCCAAGCUGCCGAAAAUACUACACCAAUGACACCUGCUGCCAAGCGACACGCAAGAGUACAGAAAUGGACGAAGAAUGUUAAUAUAUUCGAGAAGGAUUUUAUUAUAAUUCCUAUCAACGAGCAUGCGCAUUGGUUCUUAGCUAUUAUUUGCUUUCCUGGACUAGUUGGGAAAGUUGACAUGUCUGCCCCGAGUGUCAGUGAAAACGAUGUUAAAACUCCGCAAAAGAACAAAAAAAUGAAGGAGGUGAAAACGAAAGCUGUUACGAUUGGCUGUACAACAAUAACACCUGUACCUGCGACUAUAACGAUAGAUCAACCGGAUGACGGAUCGGAGAGAGACGAGGCUGAGGGCGAUGAUGAAGAAAUGGAAAUAGAUAGCGAGGAAGAAGAAGAGGUUGAUCAGCCUAUACAAGAUAUGAUUCAGUCGAUUAAAGUGGAACCGGAUGUUGUAGAAGAAACAAUUAAAGUUCCCUGUAUAUUGAUAUUCGAUUCGCUCGCUGGUGCUAGUAGGGCACGAGUGGUUGCUACACUAAGAGACUACUUAAGCUGCGAAUACGUUGCCAAACUUGGAGGAGAACAAAUCUUUUCAAAAGAUACCAUUAAGGGUGCAUGCCCCAAAGUACCCCAACAAUCGAAUUUCACUGAUUGCGGCUUGUACGUACUGCAAUACGUGGAAAGUUUCUUUCAGAAUCCAAUUAAAAAUUAUAUCUUACCAAUUAAGAUUUUAAAAACGUGGUUCGAAGAAAUUGUCGUGACAAGAAAAAGGGAAGAGCUAUCGAAACUACUAAUUAAGUUGAUGAACGCCACCAAAGGAGAUAGAACUAUACAUUUGCCUAGCGUGAAUUUUCCUACGCAAGACGGCAAACUGAAACCGAAGAGUGAAAAUCAGAUAGACGUGAAGGUUACGAAAUCGGAGCUUGAAAAUAAGAGAAAGCCUACGGCUGACGCGGACACACAUAUUAGCAUGUCGGUAGUGGCAGAAAGUACUGAAUCGAGUAAUGAAGUAGUUAAUAGAACUUUCCAGAUCAUUCCUUAUUCUCCGUGUAUAAGUUCCAAUUCGACUGACAGUAAUCCAACAGAAAUAUUGACCGAGCCGAAGACUACGAGGAUAAUGCCUGCAACGAUAGUCGCCCUGACAGUGUCUACGUUGUAUAUUGUAUUCACGGUAUGGCUAGCACACUGGCUGAGACGGUACACGACAUAUUUCAUCGAACAACCUCUCGUGAGAUCUUUGUUCUUAGAGGCGAUCGCUACGGCGGAACUCUGCGGAGCAUGCUUCGAACUCAUUAUAAUUGCGGACAAUUGGGGAGUGUCGAUGUACGCUAUUUAUCUAUUUGUGCUGACGGUUUACUGGUCGAUGACUUGGGACGACGCGUCGGCGUGUCCCUAUACGCAUCUCGAAGACGUGUUUCUGGGUAACAAGUCGUUGCGUACCGCUUUUCUCUUGAUAUGGGCGGAAAUGAUCGGCGGUAUCGCCGUAUUUAGGUACAUUCAGGCGCUCUGGGCAUUUGAGAUCGUCUCUACGCAUAAGAACCGAGCGUUCGGAGACUGCACCACGGAUUUGCAGGUACCCGUUAUAAUCGGAGCAUUUAUAGAAUGCGUCGCGACGUGCAUAUGUAGGGUGGUAUCACGCGUGUUGGGUGACCUAAAUCCGAGAUUCAGCACAGCCAUUGAUGCCUUCGUGGGGACGUCUCUAGUGGUUGCAGCCUUCGAUUAUUCCGGCGGUUACUUCAAUCCUGCACUGGCGACUUCGUUAAAAUGCGGUUGCCUGGGCACUACCUUUGUCGAGCAUGUGAUAGUAUAUUGGGUCGGAGCGUGUAUCGGAUCUAUCGCCUCCUUGCGUGUGUACAAAUUGCCGUUUGUGCAGAAUUUCAUUGAGCAACGAAAGGAGAAGGUUGCCUAAGGCUUACGACGACGGAAAGAUAUGCCUAGUAAGGCAAAAAUAUCAAUGUCUGGACACUAAUGACAUUAAUAUAUAACCUGGACAUUCUUAUUGUUUUGCUUCUUAAAUAUGAAUAUUUAAAUAUGAAUAUAUUUAAAUAUUUGAGUAUAUGUAUUCAACACACACACACGUGCGCGCUUAGAUAUAUUGAAAGUUUAAAUAUAUUCGUAUUAAUAUAUUCGUAUUUAAAAAGAUGAAAGCAAUAAGGGCCUUCAGAGUUAGAUGCUAGUGUUAUUAGUGUCCAGACCUUGAUACCUUUUACCUUAUUUACAUAUGAUUCUUGUUAAACGAUUUCAAUCUUCGGUUAUUUGUUAUGUCGUUCAAAUUUGGGGAAUAUACCAUCGCACUAGUUAUCCUUUUUUUUUAGUAAUAGUAAUGCAAUUACAUAUUAGUAGAUAAUGGUAACAAAUAUAUAAUCGUUAUCUUAGAAUUGCAAGAGAUUUUCUCUCACUGUGUUUUUCAUACACCGCAUUAUAGCAAUUACCAAAUGUUCCAAAAGACCUGAGGCAAAAAUUUGUUAAUGAAUAGUUCCCGAAAAUUGACGAAAACAUAACAAGAAACGAGAAAUAUGCUCAACGACUCGUUACUUUUUAAUAAAAAUAAUAGUAACGAAUUUCUUUUUCAAAGGAAGGUAACAAUAUCGAGCAAUUUUUUUAAUAGGUGUCUAAUAAACACUAAGUAACAGUAAAAUUAUUAAUAAUUGAUUACUUUAUUUAUAAUUUUUAAUAAGUUUUAAUUUAUUACUCACCAACAUCAGUAUAAUAUGGAGAGUACAGGUACAUCGUUAAAAAAUUAUGACGUAAUAUUACUGUUAAUUGGUGUUUACUGAGUAACGAAUAAAAGAUAAUAUUGUAUAAUUACAUUUGUGAUGUCGUAAAUCACAGUUGAAUAUGAUCUCCAAAUGAUACUUCGAUUGGUGAUCACAUAGAAGAAUGUUUUUUAGAUAUGCCCGGAGAUUGAAUUAAAUCAUACAUGCCAUAGAUAGAUGAUAAAAGAAUAUAUUUUAACAAUUCAUUCAAUAAUGAAAAAAAUAAUGUGUUCUUAUCUUUGUUCGCAUACAACAAUAUAAUGCGUGUGUACAUGUGUGCGCGCACGCACGUGUGUGUGUGACUUUGAUAUAAAAUCUAAUACAGCACGGCGUGUACAUAAUACAAGUAUAAGGAAUAUUGAUAAAAUAUUUUUUAGAUAUUAAUUUUUUUAUCCACUGAAUUAUUAAACGACGCAUAUAUGUGAUAUUUGAUGUUUUUGUAGUAUG